ACAAGCAACAUCACUUCCCCACAUAUACACACCUCUCCCCCUUUUCCUCACAAACUCAAACCCUAACCAGUCUUCUUCUUCUUCUUCUUCUUGAUCAUCACCACCAUGAACCUGGAGGAGAAAGUGACAAUGGACCUGAUCCCGCCUUCGGAGCAGCUCUGCUACGUCCGCUGCAACUUCUGCAACACUGUCCUAGCGGUUGGGAUACCGUACAAGAGGCUGCUGGACACGGUGACGGUGAAGUGCGGUCACUGCAGCAACCUCUCCUUCCUCAGCACCCGCCCUCCCCUCCAGGGCCAGUGCCUCAACGACCACUCCCACUCCCACCUCCACCUCUCCCUCCAGGACAAGCCCGGAGCCGGAUCAGCCUUCUGCACUGACUUCAACAAGAAGGGACCCUCCUCCUCCUCUUCCUCCUCCUCCGCUGAGCCGCUCUCUCCCAAGGCUCCCUUCUUUAACCCUAAUAUAUAUAUAUAUUCUUCUUUCACCAUCGCAGCGCCGGAGAAGAAGCACCGCCUCCCCUCCGCUUACAAUCGAUUCAUGAGGGAGGAGAUUCAGCGGAUCAAGACUGCAAACCCAGAGAUACCGCACCGGGAGGCCUUUAGUGCUGCUGCCAAAAACUGGGCAAGGUACAUUCCAACUUCAACGGCUGCUGCCGGCUCAUCAGUCUCUGGGAGCACCACCACCACUGGCUUGCAUUUUGCAGGCAUGAGGUGAAGGGAGCGGGAUCGAUCGAUCGAUGAACUACUACUGUUGGAGGUUGUACCGAGAAAGUGAUUAACUAGCCAUGGUUAACCAUGGCUUAAUCCAUUUCUGUGUGGAAGGAACAGCUAUAGCCAAGCUCCUACUUCUGCUGAGGCAUCGGAGAUUAACAGUAUCAAUAUGUAUGUGCUGCUUUCUAGUUUUCGUUUUAGUUUCUUCGCUAGCUGCUUAUUGAUUAGAUUAAGAACGUAAUGUUUUUCUUUGUUGGGAACUCAAUGAAUGUUAUCUUUUCCUGGAACUAGCUACUCAUUAUGUUGCUCCACAUGCCAUG
Messenger RNA from Linum tenue, 1033 nucleotides. The record is from the annotation of a GenBank genome assembly. NCBI's taxonomy places the organism in Eukaryota, Viridiplantae, Streptophyta, Magnoliopsida, Malpighiales, Linaceae.